Trichomonas vaginalis G3 is the source of this 1455-nucleotide messenger RNA. RefSeq lists its product as uncharacterized. The record is from RefSeq and is a predicted model, not a curated record. The transcript has a single exon. Lineage: Eukaryota; Parabasalia; Trichomonadida; Trichomonadidae. Bases 1 to 1455 code for a protein of 484 amino acids.
AUGAUUGAUUCAUAUAAAGAAGAUGAUUAUAUUAAAGAAUUUAACGAAGGAAACGAAUUAGGCAAUUAUAUUAAGAUGCAAAAUGAGCCAGAAAUCGAUUCAUAUUGGGAAGAUCCUGAAAAUUUUUCGCAAAUUUGUCGAUUUAUUGAUGCUCUUCAUGAUACUGAUUUAAAAGAUCCAGAAUAUGAAAAUCCGGCUAAAGAUUAUCUUUGUAAUAUACAUCAAAUUAUCGCAAAUCAUGUUUUACCAAAUUUACCUGAAUUUCAAGAGUUUGAAAUCCCUAAUUUGAUCAAUUUCCUGCUUACAGAACUCAUGGAGCGUAAAUCUGUUAACAAAGAACUUACUCAAGCAUGCUUUUCCAUUGCAGUUGACAUAACUCGAAGUCAUUCAUCGUAUAUCAGUGAUUUACUGGCAGGAAACUAUCUUAAUGUGUCUCAGUAUUUCAUUACAAAUGCUCACAGAGCAUUUUUUUCAUUAAGAAGACCUCAAAAUCAAAAAUUAAGUUCAAUAAACAGUGUAGAAACGCAAAUUAUAAUUUCAUACAUUAACAUACUAAUAAAUCCUGUUUAUGGAUACUUAAUAGGUCCAGAAAUCGCGAAAACAGUUGUUCAAAGAUAUCUUCAAUCUUAUGACUUCGAACAUGCACAAUACUUACAGACAUUUAUUGCGCAUUACAUUGCCAUUGCAAAUGACAUACAAAUUGUCAUUAAUGAAAUACAUAAUGCGCUAAGAAUUUGGUUGGAUCUGAAAUUAGGGUAUGAAACAUAUUAUACAGGUAAUAUUCUUUAUCAGUUAAUUAUUAAAGGCUACAUAGACAAGUCAAAUGUUGAACCAAAACGAAUUUCAAAUUGGAUUAAAAUUUCAUGCGAAGAAUGUCCAAUUGUUUGCUUAAAAGUCAUUUCAGUUUUGCUCAAAAAUGUCCCAGAAGCGUUCAACAGUAAGUUUCUCCGCCCAGCAAAUGUUGGAAACCUGAUUGUUGAAAUUAUUCAGCAACAUCAUGAUGAAAACACACUUAGACAAGCUUAUUACGGUCUAGAAAUGCUUGUUAGCCACUUCCCCACAACAAUUCGUGAAUAUAACCAUAAGGAAGUGAUAAUAAACUCAUUUUCCAUUUUGGAUGAACUUCCUUUCCAAGCGAAAAAUGCUUUUUAUGAGUAUUUCAUUGAAGUUAUGCUGCAUUUGGAGCUUUCUGAAAUGCCUGAAGUUGAUUUUUCAAAAGUUAUUUCGGAAUUGCCAGAACAAAUAUCAUCUUCCUCGGAUAAAGAUUCCGUGGAUAUAUAUGUUCGCUUUUUGUUAAAGAUUGAAAGCCGGAUUCGAGGAAAUUUACUUUACGACGUUGGAAUCAUGACUGCUCUUAACGAAAUUAAGGAUGAUGUCAUAGAUAUAUUAGAUGAUAUGGAAGAAACAGAUAAUAUCAACACUUUGCUUGAUUUGUUGUCUAAUGAACCUGAAUAA